ACGUUAGAAGAAAGAGGCAGAAGAAGAAGAAGAAGAACGCCGUCCAGGAUGUCGAGUAGCUCGUCCAAUACAACGGACGAGAUGAUUGGUGCCCUUAAAAAGCCUGGCUACAAGGCAACCUCUGACAGCGUGGACGACUUACGGAAACUCGUUCGCGAGAUCUACUGUUCCACCGUCCACUCGCUCAACCUGGAAGUGGUCCAGACAUGGUUGCAUGCCGUCCAGUCCAUAGGCGAGCUCCUUACCCGUCAAGAAGACAAAUGGCCCAUUGAGAGCAGGGCGAUGCACCUACGGCUGACAACGUAUUGGAACGAGAUCCUGUACGCUAUCGUAGGACACGUGCGAUCCGCGCCCAACCUCUUAGGCCAGAGCUUCCAGAAGUCGGGAGCCAACAAGAAGGUAGUGGUGAACGACAGCAUCGCGUGCUUCUCUCACUUCUGCAGUCAAGUUGGCCACGCGUGGACCACGGGGGUCAACGAUAUCGUGGCGCUCCUGCGGACGAUCCUCGUCAUCCUACAGGAACACGAGGAAGACACAACUCAAGUGGAGGCCUGGAUCAGACAAGCCAUGGAAUCUCAAGGCAACAUUUCAGCAGCAUGCAACGAGUACCAGAAGACAUUCAAAGUGCUCAGCUGUGUGUCUGACAAGGAGGUGCCCUCAGAAGCCGCUCUCAUGCACAACUUGUACAGAAUGUGCACAGACACGCGCCUUCAGUCAGAAAUUGCGUCACACAUGCAAAACAAACUGCUCAUGGGCGAACGGCUGAUUGCGAGCAAUGCCGUUUACGAAGCCAAGGUUGCCGUCCUCAAGGCAUGGAACAAGGCGGUGUCCAACUUACUCGCCAGCAUCGUGCGUAACUGGUUGCAAGAUACUUUGGUAACAUGCACCAAAGGCUACGUUGCUGCAUUGGGGUCAGUCCAUGGUUUGGCAAGGAUUUUGGCCAGUGCUAUGGUGGGUACAGACAUAAUUGAAAGCGAAUACGUCCGGAAUAAAGUCCAGUCAAGCACAGUGAAGUCGGUUCAGAGCAGCCUCCUCAAUGACCUCCGGCAUGAAACGAACCAGAUACAAGACCUGCGCUCAGAAAGCCAUCUUGGGCCAGAGGCGGAACAGAGCUGGCAAGUACUCUCCCAGGCAAUAGAGCAAGCAGUUGCGUCACUUGGCAAUGCAUACGAAGCCGGUCCGGUGGACCAGUUGGUGCUUAGCAGAGGCUACGUGGAAGCCUCGUCUUGUCUGGAGCGUUACGAGCAAGUGGCACGUCUUCUGCGCCACUUUGCACUCUACGAGACCAAUACCGCAAGCUACUGUAGCCAGCUGGCCGAUGCAUGCGAAAAGUUGGCUUCGGGUCUGAGUUCCAGGUUGGCUUGCAAGGUGAAUAAUGUCCGCGGUGACCUCACAGUUCGACAGGUGGAUCUCCUGGUUCGGCUCAGGGGCAGACGCAAGGAUCGACGCAUUCCGGAUGGCUUUCCCGUGCUCUUUCAGUCAGUGCUUCAAGACUGGAUCCUGGAGUUUGAGAAAGUAGUCACCGACAUGCGACAAGAACUGCAAGCCACACCAGAUGACAAAAAGAUUGAGUUGCAGCUUGUGGGAGCUCACGAGGAGGUUACCGAGAUUACACGAAGUGCUUUCUCGACGGAGGUCUGGCAAACUAACGGCGUCAACACUCUGGCUAUUAAAGGGAUUGUAAAACCAUUUCCAAACGACGCUGGCAAAAAACGCUCGGAGCUCACCGCAUGCAGCGUUUCUACAACGGCGGAUGGACGGCGUCUCAUGCAAACGUUUCCGUAAUCUCUCGGGGAAAGCAACUCUACGUAACUUGAUAAACACUUUGUUAUACGAGUGAAGAAUCUCAAACACGGGUACUUUUCAGUGCUAACGCC
Molecule: messenger RNA, 1877 nt
Organism: Ornithodoros turicata
Lineage: Eukaryota; Metazoa; Arthropoda; Arachnida; Ixodida; Argasidae
Exons: 6
Coding region: 49-1785 (578 amino acids)
Source: RefSeq, a predicted model, not a curated record